This is a messenger RNA of Drepanopeziza brunnea f. sp. 'multigermtubi' MB_m1, 339 nucleotides long. Lineage: Eukaryota; Fungi; Ascomycota; Leotiomycetes; Helotiales; Drepanopezizaceae. The record is from RefSeq and is a predicted model, not a curated record.
AUGGAUCGUAGCAACCUCCUUACCGCUACCGCUGAAAUCAAGGACGAAGACCGAUUACCUUUUAUAGUAGAGCUUGUACCGAAUCCCGCUCGGCUUAAAGAGCAGCGCUUUGGCGCUAAUGCAGAUCGAUCUAAUCGAUUUAACAAAUUCUCUUCUCUCGGAAACGCUUUUAAGUCAGCAAUCAAAACUCUUAGAUCGUCUCGCAAGGACCCGAAUACGCCGAAGCUCCUUCGCUACCACUUAGUCAACGAGAUAGAAUACGGCGCUGGACCUGAAUACGGCCCUUAUUCGGAUGACUCGGACGAUAGGCCCUACUUCGACGCUCUUAAGGAUCACUAA